GGUGUGAUGUCACGUACGUCACAUUAUUGUGGAGAUAACAUUACUGUAUAGAUGUAGAUAAGUAAUUGUCAGAUAGGUAUGUAAUUCAUCAGAUAGGUUGAUAGCUUUCUAUCACGUAGUAUUAAGUAUAUAUAAGUAUAUGUGAUAAUGAAUAAAGGCAGAUAGAAUCGGAAUCUUAUCCGAGAGGUUGUCCUCAAGCCUUGUGUUUUCUUACCACCGCUACCACCCCUACACGCCACACCACAUGGCGACCCUGCCAUUCGGACGGAUGGCGUAGCUGUUGGUUAGUAUCGUCGAGACGUCGGUGAGAUUUUGACUCCACUAAGCGCAGAAAAGUUUUGCUGAAGUACACCAUGGGCACAAGUACGUCCAAGGAAGAGGUAGUCAUAGCCCAAGUCGCAUCAGGUGGGUCUAACGAUGCAUCGGUGAUACAAGAACAUAUUUCGGCGGUAAGCGCGGCCGUCCUGUUCAUAGCGACCUGUUUCGCUAUUGGUAUAUUGGGUGGAAUCAUAUACUUGUACAGAAGAUGUCAUCUUGAAUGGAUCAGACAAGAAGUGAACCGGAGAGAAGUGCAACGAGUGGUGCAGACAGCCUGAUGAGCAAGCAGUAAGUGGCAAUAAUAAUUAAGGAAGUGAUAUUUUUUGUGCGGUCUUGUGUUAACUAUAUAAAAUAGAGACAUUAGUGUAAACAUUGUUGUGUUAUAAAUGGAAAUAGAGUUAACGUCAAUUUAUGUUCAACUUAAGGUUAUUAGGGAAUCUAUUGUUAAGUUAGGACCUAGUAGACGAACGGGGAGUAACUUCGACUCAAAGCUUAGUCAAGCAAAGGCCCUUUACGACAAGUUUAAAAAUGUAGUAUCGGGCGUAUCAAAAUUUUCAGACGAAUUGACACUGUUGAUUAGUAGAAUAGAAGACUUGUACGUAAAAACAAUUAAGUUUGAACGCGAAACUGAAGUACCAGCAAAGAUGGAGUCGCGAAAUUUGGAAAAGUUUUCGUUAAAAACGGCAGUUAGUUUGCUUCCGAAAAUGAACGGUGAUGAAACUGUUACCCAAGAUUUAAUAGAAGCCAUAAGUUUGUAUAGUUCUAUGUUAGAGGGGCUCGAUAAUGAUCUCUUAAUAAAGUUCGUGCUCACCACGCGUCUAACACAGGGGGCUAGGAUGCGGUUAGCUUCACAAUACGCGACAGUGGAUAGUCUUUUGGCUGAUAUGAAGAAGCAUCUUCUAACGGCAAAAUCAGAUGUUGCGAUACAAGCUAAAUUAGCUCGUACUAGGCAAGAUAAUAAGUCUAUUGCAGAUUUCGGAGCAGAGAUAGAGAGAUUGAUGGUGGAUUUGACUAUUUCUCAAGCAGGGGAUAGUCAAGAAGCCUACAGAGUCUUGCGGCCCUUGAAUGAAAAAUACGCGGUUAAAAAAUUCUCAGACGGACUUCGCAACCAACGUUUGGGUACCAUUAUUACGGCAAGGAACUUGACGUUGUUAAAAGACGCAAUAAGGGUAGCCGAAGACGAAAAUGGUACAUCAUCGGGACAGGUCAUGACUUUUCAACGUCAGUAUAGGCCACAUAAUUUUUCAAGUAGUAAUAGGGGUCGUGGCAAUACAUAUACGCGUAAUAAUCAUGCACAACAGAAAACAGCUGUCGAACGUACAUUCCAAAGGAGCAAGAAUGCUAACGUAGGUUUUAGCAACGGUGCGCAAGGUCGUGACGUGAGGAAUGCUACAUAUCGCGGUCGACGUGGUCAGCAGAAUCGUAGAAACGUAGCGUGUUUUGAUCAUACGUCAGACGGCCAUGACUCUGGCACAAUGUCAAAGCCAAAGUAUUGCGAGUCUAGCAGAAGUCAGUUUUUUCGAGACUAAGCAUAUUUUAGCUUGUAAUAGUAUUAACUGGGUUAACUUUGUAGUCGGUAGUAUAAAUUCGGAAUGGUUAGUAGACACGGGGGCAUCGUUGUCAGCCAUAAAAAAUGGUUUCUUAAAAUCAAGUGCUAUGUGUUAUAAGUUAGUUAAGGACGAGUUAAUAAUUAAUGGAGUAGGUGGUAAUUUACGGUCUAUGGGUUAUGUUAAUUUAAAAUUAGUAUGCGGAAAAUAUUCAUUCUUGCAUAAAUUUUAUGUUUUCGAUGAUUUACCCUGUAAGUCAGUUGGUAUAAUAGGUCAAGAUUUUUUACAAACAUAUAGCGGUAUUAUAGAUUUUUCAGAAAACAAGUUAACGCUUAGGGAGCGUGAAGGGAGCGUGAUUUCAAUACCCCUUAAGUAUUAUAGUUAUUCAUUGAAUAUACCUCCGCGUUGUGAAGUAGUAAAAUAUUUUCCGGUGAAUAGAGCGGACGAUUGUGUGGUCGUGAGAAAAGAGUUGCAGAAGGGUGUAUUUUUGGCUAAUGUAAUAGCUAGACCUAGGAAUGGGAUAAUACCCAUUAGGAUAUUGAAUACGACUUCCUCAGAAGUUGUUUGCAGUAUGACAGACGUGGAAGUAUAUCCGUUAAGAGAUUACGAUUAUUGUUGUUUCGCGGAACCGGAAAUGAGCGUGAAACGUGUUAAGGAAAUAUUUUCUUUGCUUAAACUUGAGUAUUUGAAUGAGGAAGAGCGAUUGAGCAUUGAACAGAUAUGUGCCAAGUAUCCAGAUAUAUUUCAUGUACCGGGAGAUAGGUUGACGGUCACAAACGUGUAUGAACAGUCAAUAAGGUUGAAAGAAAAUGCCGCUCCAGUCUAUAGGAAGCAAUAUAGAAUACCAUAUGUGCAGAAAAAAGAGGUGGAUAGGCAGGUGCAGGAGAUGCUGGAAAAUGGUAUAGUUGAAGAAACAGUUAGUGAGUGGUCUAGUCCGGUAUUGAUCGUUCCAAAGAAGGCGGAUCGUAGCGGUGAAAAGAGGUGGCGUGUAGUUAUAGUGUAGAUGAGGUGAAGCGUUUUGUGGCAUUUGCAAAUUAUUAUAGAAAAUUCAUACCAAACUUUGCUAGGAUAGUUCUUCCAAUGAAUAAGCUGUGUGGAAGGUAUGCGACGUUUGACUGGACCGAUGAAUGCGAGAAGUCAUUUUUAUUACUAAAAAACUCAUUAAUGAAUCCUCCAGUUUUAGAUUAUCCAGAUUUUUCUGAUAACAACACUUUUAUAUUACAGACCGAUAGUUCAGGAUUUGCUGUAGGUAGUGUCUUGUGCAAUGGGAACGGAAAGCCUGUUGCUUAUGCUAGUAGAGCUUUGAAUAAAAGUGAAUUAAAUUAUCCUAUAAUAGAGAAAGAGUUGUUGGCUAUUGUUUGGUCAGUUAAAUAUUUUAGGCCAUAUUUAUAUGGGAGAAAAUUUGUCGUAAAAACAGAUCAUCGACCUCUUUUGUAUUUAUUUAACAUGACGGAUCCAUCGAGUAGGUUGACUAAGUUUCGGUUGUGCUUGGAAGAGUACGAUUUUACUGUGGAAUAUGUGAAAGGGAAGGAAAAUGUGCUAGCGGAUGCAUUGUCUAGGAUUAUAAUUUCAAGUGAAGAUUUAAAGACCAUGCGUGAGAAAACCAUAUCUGUGAUGACGCGAGCACAAUGUAAACAGUUAGAAGGUUCAAGUAAUUGUGAGGAAGACUCUGCGGUUAGUAGGACUGAUCACCCUAGUAUCGUAGAAGUUCUUAAGAAACAAGGAGAUGACGUUGAAAUUCUGCAAAUAAGUGUAGAUAAGUGGGAAAAGUUAUUAGAGAGCUCUCGUAAGAAAAUAAUUUCAAAGGCGCGCAAUUUAAUGUAUAUGCCGGAAAACUCGAGUAUUUAUUUAAACUAUGAAUCUUUAUCGGCAUCAUCGCGAGACGAGUUGUCGAAAGAUAUAGUUACAUUUUGUUUAGAAAACGGCAUACAAGAAGUGGUGAUAUUAAAAAAUUGUUGCAACAAUCGUAUUAUAAAGGAAAUGGCGAAAUAUUUAAAGGAAAACGGUAAAACUUUAAGUAAGAAUUUUAAAUUUUGUGUAGUAUCGGGUGUGCGGAGAAUAGACGACGACGAUGAGAAGAAGAUUGUUAUGAAUGAUUUUCAUGUUCUGCCUACGAGUGGACAUACAGGAAUACGUAGAAUGGUGAAUAAUAUAAAAAAGUAUUUUUAUUGGCCAUCAAUAGAACGUGAUGUCAUUAAUUAUGUUCGUAAGUGUAAAAAAUGCCAAAAGCAAAAGUAUCAUAGGAAUGUUAGGGAACCGAUGACCAUAACAACCACCGCAACUUCGUCUUUUGAAAAAAUCUACCUAGAUUUAGUAGGACCUCUUGAUAGGGAUGACUAUGGGAACGUAUACAUAUUGACUCUACAGUGUGAGCUUACAAAGUUUGUAGAGGCUUAUCCUUUAAAAAAUAAAUCUGCAAAGGAGGUUGCAAGGGCGAUGGCAGAAAAUUUUAUUUUGAGAUAUGGGGUACCAAAAAUCAUUGCUACAGAUAGGGGUUCCGAAUUUAUUUCGAAAGUUAUGGUAGAGCUAUGUAACAUUUUAGGGAUUAGUAAAACGGUAUCAACUGCGUAUCAUCAUGAGAGCAUAGGAUCGUUAGAGAAUGUUCAUAAAACUUUAGGUGCAUAUUUGCGAAUACAGACGAAUAAUAAUACAUCAGCAUGGAGUUCUUGGAUUCCGUAUUGGUGUUUUUCAUAUAAUACAACUGUAAAUACUGUAACCAAAUAUACGCCUUACGAAUUAGUUUUUGGGAAAAUAUGCAAGUUACCAAGUAAUUUACAAGGUGAGACUGUUGAACCAUUGUAUAAUUUUGAUGAUUAUCCUUUAGAAUUUAAGUAUCGGUUGCAAAGAGCGCAAGCCGAGGCAAAACAAAAUGUAAUAACUAGUAAAAUAAGGAGAAAAAAAUGUUAUGAUGUAAAUAUAAAUCCAUUAAAUUAUAAGGAAGGUGAUUUAAUUUUAGUAAGAAAGGAGACUGGUAGUAAGCUUGAUUGUAUUUAUGAUGGACCAUUUGUAGUCGUAAAAGAUGAAUCGCCAAAUGUUGUUAUUCAAUGUAAAGGAAAAUUAGAUGUUAUUCAUAAAAAUAGGACUAAGUUGUAUUGUAAUGAAAAAAAUAUUAAGAUUUAAAUUUAUAUUUUUUUUUUCAUUAGGAAGGGUGAUGUGGUGUGAUGUCACGUACGUCACAUUAUUGUGGAGAUAACAUUACUGUAUAGAUGUAGAUAAGUAAUUGUCAGAUAGGUAUGUAAUUCAUCAGAUAGGUUGAUAGCUUUCUAUCACGUAGUAUUAAGUAUAUAUAAGUAUAUGUGAUAAUGAAUAAAGGCAGAUAGAAUCGGAAUCUUAUCCGAGAGGUUGUCCUCAA
Messenger RNA from Plodia interpunctella (Indianmeal moth), 5217 nucleotides. RefSeq lists its product as uncharacterized. Lineage: Eukaryota; Metazoa; Arthropoda; Insecta; Lepidoptera; Pyralidae. Bases 705 to 1847 code for a protein of 380 amino acids. The record is from RefSeq and is a predicted model, not a curated record. The transcript has a single exon.